This is a messenger RNA of Spodoptera littoralis (African cotton leafworm), 681 nucleotides long. NCBI's taxonomy places the organism in Eukaryota, Metazoa, Arthropoda, Insecta, Lepidoptera, Noctuidae. The record is from the annotation of a GenBank genome assembly.
AUGCCUCCUAUCGAUAUGACCAAUCCUGCUACAAUCAAAUUCUUCAUAGAAAAUUACGAGAAGACCGCCCGUCUUCGAAUGAGAUGGAAUAACCUUUAUUGGGACAAGUUGAACAAGGCUGCUAGUCUAACCCGAGAAGAGAAAGGAUAUCGGGUUGAAGACGUUUUGAAAGAAACUAUGACCGGAGGGUUACCAACUAUAACAAGAGAUAAUCAAUCUGGUGCGAGGAACAAGAGAAUGAUACCAAUCCGCGACGGGGUCUUUAUACCAGGUAUUAAAGACAUGAAGAAGGGACAUUCGAUUGCUGAAGUUGGUCUUGCAGAUCCUAAAAAGGAUCCGACGGUUAAUCGGCCAGAUACUGACCUCAAACCAGACCCAAAAAUGCGGCCUAUUCAUCCGAAGCACAAAAAACUUAUCUACAAAGGUCUUCCGAACUUUGGACGAGAAGUCUACUUAAAGGAAAGAAAUAAAAUGGCUCCUGAAGACAAGUAUUAUUUUCUAGAAACAACUGGCUGGGAAUAUGGAUGGCGACUUAGCGACAGUUACUUCGGUAGACAUGCACCUCAGUAUGGACGUGUGUGGCUACUGACUCGCGGCGCCGUAUCCCGCAGCGGUGCGCAACCAGAUCCGGACCACUACCAAACCAUAAAACUACCGGGACCAAAUAAGUGUAAUAUGUAG